AUGAUCAUCGAAGUGAAUAGUAAGGUUGCCUCUCGACUUAGUCAAGAAAGAACGGAAAAUUUGACUAGUCGUGAUACGGACGACGACAAAUGCUCUCUGUUAUCCGGAACUAGUACAUCUCUUCAGGACAGCACCGGAAGUACACUUACUGGCUCGAUUAGAGCUAACUACGAACGUAAUCUCGAGGAUCGUGUAUUGUAUGGACAGAGCGGGGGGCGCAAGUUUAGCUAUAAGAAAAGAAAGACUUGCAGCGGAAAUGGAAUAUUUAAUGCUCCUCCAGGCGUCAGCCCCCAUCACGUUAAAUCAUCAAUUAUUCGUCGCAAUACAAAUGGAUCACGAUUAAUUUUCGUGUGGCCACAAAAACCACCCAGAAGUAGAUUGUUAAGAAUCUUAGCUCCUCUAAUGCACGGCAUUCUCGUUGGAUUUUUAUUCAUGGAUGCUGUUCAUCUUUGGCCAGGAGAAUUUUUACCCACGUCGUUGCCUUCUAUAAUGCCCGUUCCUUUACCACCUGUAAAAUGUAACGUGAUUGAACCACGUUGGUUUGAUAAUAGUUGA
Habropoda laboriosa is the source of this 555-nucleotide messenger RNA. RefSeq lists its product as uncharacterized. The transcript has 4 exons. The coding region runs from base 1 to 555 and encodes 184 amino acids. The record is from RefSeq and is a predicted model, not a curated record. NCBI's taxonomy places the organism in Eukaryota, Metazoa, Arthropoda, Insecta, Hymenoptera, Apidae.